UGAUCAAACUCAUGCAUUAUUUCUUAGACAUUAUACUUGCUUUCACUUUCACUUUCAAUUCUCGAGGGAAACCCUUCUAGAUUUAAAAAAAGAUCUGAUUCCAAAAAUUUCCAUGCUAGAUCAUUUAGAAGUUUAGAUAUUAAGUUUUUAGUUUCCAAUAAGAGGAGCAUAUGCGAUUAUUGAGCACAGGUAUGCAUUGGUUAUAAAACAAUGAAUGAUUAAUAAAGAUGUUUAAAAGAAAGAAUCCAACAGAGUCAGAUGAGCCAGCAGAAAAGAGAAGUAGACUUUCUGAUGAAGGAGUAAAUGAAGAUGAUAGAGAGGAUGACAUUUCUGAAGAGAACACCAGUCUACAGGAUGAUAAAACCUCUACAUCUAUUACCCAAUCACCAAGCAGUUCUUCUUAUACAAGUUUCCUGGGAAAAUUUAUGCCAAAUUUAUCUUGGAGAAAAACUAGUGAUAGUCCAGUUGUGACUGAAAAAGGAGACAACUCCAUCAAAGAUGAAAGUUCAAGGGGUUCAGUAUCUAACAGAAACAGUUUGUCCCCCAUAAAAGCAAGUUCUAUGUUUACAGACCGUAAAGGUACUGUUUCACUAGAAGGUAAAAUCAAACUGAAGAAUAAAUGGACAGAUGAUCUUCUAGAUCCUACUACUGAGGAGUACCAAACCUUGACAACAGAUUUUGUCAAAGAGAUUAAUGAACUGCUGCAGAACAGUAAUGUGUCUAAAGUUUAUAUGAAUGAUGUAGUUGUUAUUAAAUACAGCAAUAUACAGAACAAUACAAGAUCUACAAGAAAAAGUCCAGGGAAUAUAAUGGUUCAUUCAGAGAUGACAUUCCACCAUACAUAUACAAAACUAUUUAGUAAUCUGAAGGAGCUUUGUGAUAACAUAGAAGAUUUUAUCAUACUCCAGUCCUCACUAGGAGAAACAGGAGACACUACCAUACAAAUGGAGGAUGGAGCGGACUCUGUCAUUAUAAACCAGAAGGAAGAGAAGGAAGAGAAAACCAUAGAAAUAGAGGAAGAGGAAAAUAUGUCACAGAAUGGCCAUACAGAAGAUGCAUCAGAUAAAGAAGUAACUGAGGAUAAGUUUGUUGAUGCAGAACAGAUUGUAUCAAUUGAUGUUGAUGAAAUAGAGGACAGUAAUGAUAUAACUGUAGAACAGAAGACAGAAACCAAUGGUAAACAAGGUGAAGCAUCAGGUGGAGUACACAAUAAAGUAAAUGGAAGAGAAAUUUCUGUAACAGAAAGUAUGGAUGACAGUGGUGCCCAUUCAGAAGGAGAGGUGAUAAUUAUUGGAAAGUCAAAGAUACCAGAUGUCAUCAGUGAGGAGCCAGAGUCCAAAGUUAGAAAGGCUGAAGCUAUGGAGAAGAAAACUAAAAGAACACCAGAAAAGAAAGAUAAACCAAAGAGUAAGAAAGACAAGACCAAGCAGGAAUCUUCUAGAGAAGACCAACCAUCAGGCAGUGGUCUGCAGCCAAAAAUUCCAAAAGAAACAAAAACUCCAGAAAAGGAAGCAGAAGAAGAGUCUGACAAUGAUGAUGUUCCAUCUGAUCCAAGCGUACCAACGUCUGUAGCUACUACAUCAAACAGUAUUACAUUAAAAUGGAACCGGCCUAAACGAGGCGUCAAAUCUGUUGACCAUUAUGAAAUUAAAUAUAAGGAAUGUAAGAAGGGGAAAGGAAAGUGGGUAUCUGUUUUGUCAGAGGGAGCAGAAAGAACUGUCAAAGUGAAGGACUUGAAAGCUGAGACAAAAUAUGAAUUCAAAGUUCGUGCUGUGAAUGAAGACGGUGAAGAGGGGCCAUUUUGUUUCCCAAUCAAAUUGUCAACAGUAUCAUCCUUGGCAAGAUCUCUCAUUCCAAAGGCCAAUAAGAUAGAAGAUGGUCACCCAGUUGUUUACAAGCUGCCAUUAACUAAAAACAUUGAUACAGUCAAUGAACUUGCUAAAACAAGGAAAUGUGUAUUUGGAUCAGCUUCAGAAAAUGUUCCUGGUAGAGAGAAAACUAUAAUGGUAAUAGGGGCCACAGGAUCAGGGAAGACAACUCUUGUUGAUGGAAUGAUAAAUUACAUCACUGAUGUAUCAUGGGAAGAUGAGUUCAGAUUCUCUAUGGUAGAUCUUACAGAUGAUGAGAAGAAGAGGAAAGCUAGUGAAUCUGAAUCUCAAACAGAAUGGAUCACAUGUUAUACAAUAAACAAGAUGGAAGGCAGUACUAUAGAUUAUACCCUAAACAUCAUAGAUACUCCUGGAUUUGGUGAUACUAGGGGUAUACCACGUGACAAGAGAAUAGUCGAUCAGAUCAGAGAAUUUUUCACCACACCUGGACGUCAGGGGAUUACAUGUCUUGAUGCAGUGUGUUUCGUUACACAAGCCCCUCUUGGUAAACUUACUCCACCACAGAGGUACAUAUUUGAUCAGAUCUUAUCCGUCUUCGGUCAGGAUAUUAAAUCUAAUAUUUUUGUUCUGAUAACAUUUGCAGAUGCCAAUGAACCACCAGUAAGGGCAGCUUUGAAGGCAGCUAAUGUGCCUUAUCAAAAAUCUUAUAAAUUUAAUAAUUCAGCAUUAUAUGCAUCACCUGAAAACCAAGCUGAAGCCGAGAUGGGAAAUUUAUUCUGGAAAAUGGGAAGAGAAAGCUUCAAGACUUUUUUUGAUGAGUUGAGAACAGUGGAAUCUAAAAGUUUAGUACUCACAUCAGAAGUAUUACAGGUAAGGAAGAGACUUGAGACUACUAUUCAGGGGUUACAGAAGCAGAUUGCUGAUGGUAUGAACCAACUCAAUACUAUUAAACAGGAAAAAGAAAUUCUAAAGAGACAUAAAGAGGAUAUAAAGGCAAAGAAGGAUUUUACAUAUGAAGUGGAUGAGGUUCACAUGUAUCAGGUUGACCUUGAACCUGGAGUUUAUGUUACUAACUGUAUGGCAUGUAACAGAACAUGCCACUUCCCAUGUGGCAUUCCUGAUGACAAAAACAAACAAAACUGUGCUGCUAUUGAUGGUGAUAAGUGUACCAUAUGUCCAAUGCACUGUCACUGGAAUAUUCACAAAAACAAUCCCUUCAGAUUUGACACUUACACCAUGAAAGUCACUAAGACGUAUGAUGAAUUAAAGAAAAAGUAUGAAGUUGCUCAGAAAGAAGCCGAAAAACAUAAAGGUGUUCUUGGGAAAGUGAAAACAGCUUUUUCAACACUUGGUCAAGAUGUAAUGAAGAUGGUCCACGAGGUCCGUCUCUACAUCAAUAAGUUACACGACAUUGCUCUAAGACCAAAUCCACUCAGUGAUAAAGAUUAUAUUGAUCUUCUGAUUGAAAGUGAGAAAAGUGAGAGAAAAUAUGGAUGGGAUAAAAGAAUAAGUUUGUACAACAAAUUGAGAGAAGAGGCAGAAUUAUUGGAGCAGAUGCACCAUAAGAACUUCAAACCUUGGGUAUACAUAGACAGUGAUGAGAGUGAUGAGGAUGACGAUGAAUCACAAGACAAUACCGAUGAUGACGAAAAGACAGAUGAUUCCCAAGAGAAUGAUGAUGAGGAAGAUUACAAACCCAAGGACUUGCCCCUCUAUCAAGAACCAGAUAUGGAUGUGGAAUAAGUUGUUAAAACUGCCCAUGUUUUAUCUUUAAUGUCUUAUGAGAAACUUUUCAAAGGCAGCUGUUUUAACCAUUUAUGGAACUGUUUUAGUUACAGUGAGCUGUAAUCGUCUUUUAGAAGAGUUUUGGUCAUUUACUUUGAUGCAUCAUAUAAUCAAGAGCAUGUCUUUUGUUAAAAUAUAUCUGUCUAUGAAUAUUAUCUAUUGUUUUAUCAUUACAGAGGGACUAAAAAAAAACAAAAAAAACCCCAAUUAGAUAUCAGUUUAAAUAUAUGUCGUAAGGUCGCAUUUAAAAAUUUUUAAUGAGAAAUCUUUGCCUUUAAUUUUAGGAUACCAACAAAGUCUAUAUUGCAAAAACUUAGUGUACUGCAUUAAAUUGAUAGGAAGCCCUUUGACCUUGGUUUUUUAUAUAAAUAGUUACUAUAAGUAACCUAUGCAUGCAGUUGAAAGAUAAUAAAGAUGUUUUUUAUGUUCUAAGAUAUCAAAGCUAAUUAAAGUUGUAAUCAGGCAUUCGUGUUGAAAACGUCUGAAGAACAAUUGUUUAUUUGUUUAUUAUGACCUAUAUUAUGUAUAAUAAUAUAAUGUUUAAUGUCUUUUGAAUUAAAACCAUAAUGUUUGUUUCAUACAAAAAUAGCUAGUUGAUUAUGCAGGAUUGUUAAGUUUCGAUUAUUACUUAACUUAUCAUUUUUAUAGAGCAAAAAAAAACAUUUGUGUUGACAUAUCUGAAGUCAAAGAAAAGAUAGAUUAGUUUUUAUUAUUAGUUCGUUUAUACCUGUACCAGCUUGCUUAUUUUGUUAUUUUAUUUGUUGUUUUUAAUGCAGUUUAAAGUUAAUUUUAAAAUGAUAUAUUUAUGGGAGUAUCAUAUAUAUACUUUUUUUUUUUUUUAAUUUGUUAAUUUGUAUCAGUUUUACUUUCUAUAAGCACAGAAAAUAAGAAUACAUAAAUGAUAAUUACUUAUAGUGUAUAUAUUUAAUUUAAAAUGAAUAGUAUUUUUUCAUAAGAUGUUUGUUUUAUAGAUAUAUUUUGACUGUUUUUAAUUGGUUUUUCUCAGCCAGAUGAAGGUGUCAGUGUUUUUGUACCAGGACUUGUUUUCUGUGUUUCAUUGACUUCUGGAAUAAAAUAAAAUAUUCUUUAUAAUUUAACCAACAGAUAAAUCUGGUCAAAAUUAAUUUUAUUUCUCCUAUGUUUUUUAUUUUAGUUUCUUAAAAUACAAUUGCAUUAAGGUACAUAACAUUUGCAAACAUUUUAGCCUGUGUCUACUUUUAUAAAUUACCCAUCUAAGUUUUUAGUGAAUAACAAUUUGAUAACUUUGUGUAAUAUGUUAUUAUGGAGUGGAAAAGUCUCUAGCUGAAAGGCAAAACAAUAUUAUCUUCAUUACGAGAGAUAACCAGUAGUUUAAAUAUACACUAUUGCAUUUAAAAGGUCAAAUAGAAAAUAUUUGAUAGGUUAGAGAGACCAUAUUAUUGCAGUCACUUCAUAAUUAUUAUGCAGCUAUAGACAUUACUUUUAAUUGAAUACUAUAUAUAUUUUGAUAUAUUUGACUUUCAAUUUUUAGCAAAUUGUUAGAAAUGGUAGUGAAUCAUUUUGAUAAAAUACAAUUUUUAUUUUCCUAUAGAUGCAUUUUAAGAAUUAUGUAGUCUGAUUUUUUAUCAAUCAUAAACUGUGUUUUUUUAAAACUGUUUAAUAAAUGCAUUUUUUGUCGUUUUAUUAUUUGUCAUUAAAGUUUUAAAUGGUGAAAUACCAGUACAUGUAUUGCCUUUUUUUUCCCUUCAGUGGCAAUGCAGGCAAUGAUCAG
Mytilus trossulus (common blue mussel) is the source of this 5364-nucleotide messenger RNA. RefSeq lists its product as uncharacterized. Bases 228 to 3572 code for a protein of 1114 amino acids. The record is from RefSeq and is a predicted model, not a curated record. Lineage: Eukaryota; Metazoa; Mollusca; Bivalvia; Mytilida; Mytilidae. Gene Ontology annotation, molecular function: protein binding; GTP binding. The transcript is spliced from 16 exons.